This is a messenger RNA of Beta vulgaris subsp. vulgaris (sugar beet), 2151 nucleotides long. RefSeq lists its product as uncharacterized. The record is from RefSeq and is a predicted model, not a curated record. Lineage: Eukaryota; Viridiplantae; Streptophyta; Magnoliopsida; Caryophyllales; Amaranthaceae. Gene Ontology annotation, molecular function: protein dimerization activity.
AUGGCUGCUAAUCUAGGCAAUUAUUUUAACCCCAUCGUUCUGACUGACGAUGAAGCCGACGACUUUCAUGCACCUAUUGACCAUAGAGAGUAUGAAGACCUGCAUUGGACAAUGCAUUGUAUUUUGAGGAAGGAAUUUGCAAGGGAUGAUGAAGUCAUCAUAGAAAUGGAUCGUGCUAGAGGUACCACUAGGGAGGAUAUCUAUGAUGCAUGUUUCAGACCCUGGUGGGAGCACGGUACAGAGGCAGAUGGUGAUCCUACAAAGGUAAGAUGCAAAUAUUGUGGUGUUGUGCGUGGUGGUGGUAUUUUCAGACUAAAACAUCAUCUUGCUGGGACUCGUUUUAAUGUGGAACCUUGCUUGCAAGUUCCUGAUGAUGUUAAACAUAAAUUUUUGCAACUAUUAGAGGCUAAUGUGGAGAAGUCUAAUAGAAAAAAAAACAAAUUUAAUGUUGUCAAUAAUCCUGAAUUUCCAACCAUGAUUGAAAAGAUUGCUAAGUUUGGAGUUGGUCUUAAACCUCCUAGUUAUCAUGAAAUAAGGGUCACAUUCCUAGAUAAAGAAGUAACUAAUGUCAUGGUCAUGCUUGAUGAGUUCAAACAAGAAUGGAAAAAAACUGGUUGUACUAUUAUGUCUGAUGGUUGGAGUGAUAGAAAAAGGCGUUCUAUUUGUAAUUUCUUAGUGAAUAGCCCUAAGGGGACUGUCUUUCUGUCAUCUAUAGAUACAUCAGACAUAUCUAAGACAACAGACAAAGUCCUUGAGAUGUUAGAUGUUGUUGUAGAGCAAGUUGGUGAGGAGAAUGUAGUUCAGGUUGUCACUGACAAUGCUGCCAAUUAUAAGGCUGCUGGAGAAAAGUUAAUGGAGAAAAGAACAAAGUUAUACUGGACUCCAUGUGCUGCCCAUUGCAUUGAUCUAAUGCUAGAGGAUUUAGAGAAAAAGAUUAAGGCAAAUGUGACAAUUGCAAAGGCUAGGAAAAUAACAACAUACAUAUAUUCUAGGACUUUGUUGCUUACUUGGAUGAGAGAAAGUACUAAGGGUAGAGAGCUAAUUAGACCCGGUGUAACACGGUUUGCAACUUCUUACUUGACAUUAAGGUGCUUAAAUGAGCAUAAAGGGUCAUUAUUAGCUCUUUUUGCAUCUAAUAAGUGGAAAUCAAGCAAGUUUGCUACAACUGUUGAAGGGAAAAAAAUCCAAAGAAUUGUCUUGGAUACUCGUGGAUUUUGGCAAAGUGUUCUAACAUGUUUAAAGGGAGCCUUGCCACUUGUGAAAGUUCUUCGCAUGGUGGAUUCCGAUGAGAACCCUGCAAUGGAAUUCAUAUAUGAAGCAAUGGCACAAGCGAAAAAUCAAAUCAAAACAAAUUUCAACAAUGUUGAGAAAAACUAUAAACCUAUUUUAGAGAUUGUUGAUGAGCGUUGGGUGGAUCAAUUACAUAGACCUUUACAUGCUGCUGCUUACUUUUUGAAUCCGCAAUUUCAAUAUAGUGCUGAUUUCAAGUUAGCGGACAUUAAAAUCGGUUUGUAUAAUUGUUUACAAAGAAUGGUCCCCGAUCCCGAUGAAAGAAUGCUUAUUGAUCUACAAAUGGAUGCUUUUAAAAAUGCCAAAGGACUCUUUGGGUUGCCUACUGCUGUGAUGACCAGGACAAAAAAAACUCCAGCCGAUUGGUGGGAUUCAUAUGGGGACGAAUGUCCAGAGUUGAAAAGGUUUGCAAUUAGGAUCUUGAGCUUGACUUGCAGUUCUUCUGGUUGUGAGCGAAAUUGGAGUGCCUUCGAGAUGGUCCACACUAAGAAAAGAAAUCGAUUACAUCAGAAAAAGAUGAAUGAUCUAGUGUUCGUGAUGUACAAUCUGAAAUUAAAAAGGAGAUAUGACAUACGAGCAAGCAAGUCCAUAAUGCAACAACCAAUAGUUUUGGAUGACUUGCCUUCAGAUGAUGAGUGGAUAGCUGAAAUCGAAGAACCUGUUCUUCCAGCUACCAACACAUGGUUAGGUGCUCUUGAUAGAGCAUCUAGGAGACUUGCAAGAGCUGGGCAAAAUGGAGAUGAAGGCAUCACUACGGAGUUAAAUGGAUCUCAAAAUGAGAAUGUUGAAGUUCAAAUGCUAAGUGAUGAUGAUGAAGUUGCACCAACAUUUGAUUCAAAUGAUAUUGAUUUGGAUGAUUGA